AUGCCUCUCCCAAUGCAAGUUUCGCUUCCACUGGCGCUGCACCUGCGUAGUCCCGUUACAUACAAUUUUUUACUAAUGAACACUGGAAGCCUGGAGAGGUACGCAUACUCUGUCCCAGCCGCAUAUAUUGCCCCACCCCAGCCGGCUUCUGCAUGUGUUUGUACUAAUCCGUUUGCGCAGAAAUUCGAAGAAGGCCGCACGCUCAACGACUUUUUCUUCCUGGACCGCCACUCAGGCCGCGGCAAAGCAACUGUCCUCUUCGCCGCUAUCCUACGGGCCAUAUUCAACCACCCGGACUGGUCGCAGCUGCACGAAUUCUUCAGCACACGGUAUCCCGAGGGCGAGGAGAGCGAUAGCGACACUGAUGCAAGCACUCACCCCGAGGCCGCUGCACGAACCCUCCAUCCCUUCGACGACUCAUACCGUGACCAUAAACCUAGCAUCGUGCACUUUCGAACUGACCUCGAAUCCGUCAAUUUGCCCAAGGAUCUGCCUUCGCUCCUCGCAACAGCCGGUCGCACCUCGCGGUCUGGCAUGCUCGGCCCCGAUCCGCAGCCCGCCGCCAUCGGUCCAGCGAUUAGCCUCGCCUGCGGCGCCGGCGCAUACAUGGACCUCAUCUAUGCAGGCCAAACCCCAGGCUCAUACCACGAGCUCACCUCGAUCAACGGGAGCCUGUGCGGGUGGGAGAAUGGUACAUUCCGCGCCCUGACAACUCCCCUCGCCGACCCCAACCCUGUCAGAAAGCAAGGCGGGCGGGGCCGGUACUGGGCCGAAUGGGCCGCUCUCUGGCGCGCAAUCUCCGACUGGAUCUACGAGCACGACGUGACAGCGCUGCAACUUGGAUUUAUAUCCACCUAUAGCCACAAGUACCGGCUCAGCAACGAGGAAGAUCGCUCGUUUGACCAUUUCGGCAAAGUCCCGCGGGAGUUUUUCGAGACGGACGCGGUUAGCGCGGCGGAUGCGGUUCGUGAUGUCUUUACUCAACUUGCUGCCGAGCCCGGGCGGUUUCAGGGUAUUGAGUGGGCGUACUUGGAACUUGAUACGCCGGAACGGGUGAGGGAGGGGUUUUAUAGCCGGUUUGGCUGCGAUCCGGGUAGUGUAGGUGGGGCGUCGAUGAGGUUUGCUGAGCUGCUGCGUGUGACUGGGGGACAAAAUACGCUUGUUUAUGAUGAGGUCAGUCCAGCGGCGUUGAAGAGAUGUCCGGCCACGGUUCAUGGGGCGGAGUGGGAGGCGUGGCUGUUGAGUAUUGAGGGGGGAGAUGUGGUUAUUGUGGAAACGAUGUUUCAAGCGCUUUGGGCUGUUAUUUUGUUGGAACAGCUACCGUUGGACAUAAGGAUUCUCAAGGGUGGGAGUAUGGUUCCAAGGUAUAGGGAACCGACCCAUGUAUAUCUGUAG
Messenger RNA from Aspergillus calidoustus, 1395 nucleotides. NCBI's taxonomy places the organism in Eukaryota, Fungi, Ascomycota, Eurotiomycetes, Eurotiales, Aspergillaceae. The record is from the annotation of a GenBank genome assembly.